Messenger RNA from Lactuca saligna, 2008 nucleotides. NCBI's taxonomy places the organism in Eukaryota, Viridiplantae, Streptophyta, Magnoliopsida, Asterales, Asteraceae. The record is from the annotation of a GenBank genome assembly.
CAAUAAAGUAUUAAUGCAUAGAGGAAUGGGACACCUUAAUUUUAACCAUUUACACAACACAAAAACCUCCCCACCACUCCGCUGUCAUUUUGUGUUCCAAAGAUUUUCCGGCCAUCGGAGACGAUGAAGUAUUAAUUACAGAAAGGUGGUGCAGAUACGCUAACUAUCGGAAAACCAUCUUUUACUUCUUUCAUAUACGUGAGUUCCACUUUCCCUCCGAUAAAUCUCUGGAUUUUUUACCUUGUCAUCCAACUCUACAGCAUUCGAAUUCAGUUAGGGUUUUUCACACUUGAAUUAUGAUCUUGAGUUUGUAUUAGUUCCAUGAAUGCGAUUAUGAAUCAGUGUUUUGUUAAUUAGUACUACCGAAUCUGAUUCUGUGCUUUAGGUCGCAGUUUCAUCGUCUGUUUCGGAUUCAAUCUUUACGAUUCCUACAAAUUUUCCCCGAUACGAUUUGUUGGCUUUUUGUUUUCUUUUUAUCAAAGGACUGGGAUCGAACCUCUCCGGCGCCAUUGGGGGACAAGCUCCGUUGGCCUUGCAAUUUCUUGUUGAAACCGUAGCUGAAGUUUCAACUAGUUUUGAAGAUCAACUAAUGUUUUUUGAUCUUAGCUUCUCGACAAUGGCGGACUCUUGGUUCUUUACUUUGACUUUUGUGGAAUUUAUUGGAUAAUCAUCCAAUCAUCUCAAACACCUCUUCCAAUGUGGUUUCAUUUCAUUUUCGUCUGAAUCCCUCCCUAUUAGCCGAAAGAACAGUUGAUUCUCUCAAUUUUCUUGAAAUAUUUUUGUGGGAUUGAUUAUAUCUGUUUACUUGAGUCUAUAAGAAUGGUGGUUUGAAUUACAUUUUGGUAACAAAAAGUUUUUAUGAUGUUCCCAAAUGAGAAAAUCUGAUGUUAUUAUCAGUGGAAGGAGGAGGGUUUUUUUCAUCUUCAGCUUUAGGGUAUAGUAAGGGCCUAACCCUUCUACUCUUGGGUAAAAAGACCAAAGAAACCCCCAUGAGAGUUACACCCUGGAAUCAGUACCAGUUGGUGGACCAAGAAUCCGAUUCCGACCUCCAUCAAUCCGAUUCCGGCCUCCAUCAUUCCGAUUCCGGCCUUCAUCUGGCUUCCAACAAGAACCGUAUUAUCCGCGGCUGCGCUUCCUAUCUCUGCUUUGGUCGCGCAGCCGCUGGACUCGAUAGUCCCUGCCCUUUAAAAGUGGGCCCUACCCACCACCACCACCAAGACCUGCAGGAUCCUCUCAAAAGUCCUGAUUUGGAAAAAGUCAAAGAAAAAGUCAUUCAUUUGGAUGUUGUUGAUGAUGAUGAUGAUGAUGAUAUUAAUGUCAGAAACACAUGUUUGCUUAGAAACAGCUUGAGGAGACCUGCAAGAACUAUUUCAGUCUCUGUUGCUGUUGAUAAAGAGGGUGAGAAUGAAGGUGAGGGGAAACAUGUACAAAUACAACAAAAUGAAAAAAAUGGUGUGGAUCAUAUUCAUAAACAAAAACAAAGGAGAGUUCAAUGGACGGAUGUUUCAGGGGGUGAUCUUUUUAUGGUCCGGGAAUUUGAGCCCAGUGAACACAGUGGGUCAGAUGAUGAAUAUGAUAAUGGGAUUGAAAGAAGUUGUUCUUGCAGAUUAAUGUAGUUUCAGUGCCAGAGUUUUUCCCCCAAAACCAGAGACUGCUUCGUAUUUUCUUAACCACCAAUGUUUAUUCCAUUGGAUUCUUCACCGCUAGUGAUCACAUCUUUUUGUCUAUAUUCCAUUUCUUUUGGAUUUCAAUUUUGUUCUUCUUUUUCUUUCUAAGUUUUUGUGUUGUUUUCAUUUGUUUCAUUGUAAUUAACACCCUUUUGUUCCCUUUUCCCCCUAGUUUUGUCGCUUGAUGUUAAUCGAGAUUUUGAGAGUAAAUCGUCUUUCGUCAAUUGCUGUUUGUAUGAUGAAAAUAUUGAGUGUGUUUGAACUUUAUGUUGCUGCUGUUGCUCUUUCAUCGAGUCCAUGUUUUUAUUUUUCGUUAUUAUCUAAUGAGAAUUAACUUAAGG